Molecule: messenger RNA, 181 nt
Organism: Cetraspora pellucida
Lineage: Eukaryota; Fungi; Glomeromycota; Glomeromycetes; Diversisporales; Gigasporaceae
Source: the annotation of a GenBank genome assembly
UAUUAACCUUGCUCAGAAGACAACCCCCACUACUGUCAACUAUGCUGAUACUUCUAACCAAGCUCCUCCUAUCCGACAACUUCCUACUUGUUAUUAUUGUGGAUGUACUGGACAUUUCAUUGCUAAGUGCAAUGCACGAGGACAAGAUCAACAAUCUCAAAGACCCAGACAAUCAGAAUGA